Lachancea thermotolerans CBS 6340 is the source of this 1245-nucleotide messenger RNA. It is a transcript of the gene XDJ1, whose product is annotated as Xdj1p. The record is from RefSeq and is a predicted model, not a curated record. Gene Ontology annotation, molecular function: Hsp70 protein binding. Gene Ontology annotation, cellular component: cytoplasm. Gene Ontology annotation, biological process: protein refolding. The transcript has a single exon. The coding region runs from base 1 to 1245 and encodes 414 amino acids. NCBI's taxonomy places the organism in Eukaryota, Fungi, Ascomycota, Saccharomycetes, Saccharomycetales, Saccharomycetaceae.
AUGGACCCCUACGAAACGCUGGGCGUAGCACCAGAUGCUACUCAGGAUGAGAUCAAGAAGGCGUACAGGCGACUGGCGCUGCAGCACCACCCAGACAAGGUCAGCGAUGAGUCGUUAAGAGAUGAAAGUGAAAUCAAGUUCAAAGAGGUGGCGGCCGCUUAUGAACUUUUGAGCAACGAGGAGAAAAGGCAAAACUACGAUACAUAUGGAGACACUAAUGGUUUCUCAGGAGAUUACAGCGGCUUCCAAGACGGCGACUUCGCCAGCUUCUUCGGUAACUUCGCUUCUAACAGAUACCAAGACGAAUACGAGGCUCAGUCGCCACCAAGUCCACGUACAGAUGACGCUCAUGUACCAAUACGCCUCACAAUGCAGGAGCUUUACAACGGAAAAACCAUCAGGUUCCAAGCCAAGCGAAACGUUGUGUGUAAUCGUUGCGAAGGUACCGGCGUUCGUAGGCGCGCUAGGCAUGCUUCAGCGUGCUCUCAAUGCGAAGGGCACGGCGUAAAGCAGAGGCUCAGAAGAUUAGGCCCCGGAUUUGUUACUCGUGAGAUUGUGCAGUGUGACAAAUGCAAGGGCUUGGGUAAAAAUCUGCGAUCAGAGGAUAUGUGCAAAAAGUGCCACGGCAAAAGAGUGACCCCGGAAAGCAAAAAUCUUAAUGUUUACAUACCAAGAGGAUCGCGUCACGGUGAUAGAGUCGUGCUGAAAGGAGAAGCUGACGAAGAGCCUGGAAAAAUCCCCGGCGACCUUGUGUUUGACAUCGCUGAAAACAGUGCUAGCAGCUCGCUAGAACGCAGGGGCUCCGACUUGUACGCAAAAAUUACAAUAUCAUUAUCAGACGCGCUAACGGGAUUUGAAAAGGAAGUUUGUACUACGCUGGACGGAAGGCUGUUGAAAUUGAAAGUGCCUUUGGGACAAGUAGUGAGACCAGGCAAUUUUGUUCGAAUCGACAACGAGGGUUGGCCGCUUGAUGACCAGGGCAGCAAGUUUGGCGAUAUGUACGUCCAGAUCGAUAUCGAGUUCCCUCCGGACCACUGGUUUAGCGAAAGAAGCGACGUCAAAUCCCUACAGAACUUGCUGCCACAAGCCGUAUCGUCGUCAGCUACCUCAGACUUUAACGCCUCAGCUUCAGAUCCUGCUAAUACAGAAACUCCGCUUAAAUUCAGUAUUGUGAAAUCCGCGGAAGAACUUCCGCAGUACCUCUCCGAAGAAUCUGAACCGGGGCCUCAGUGUGCGCAACAGUAA